Kickxella alabastrina is the source of this 621-nucleotide messenger RNA. RefSeq lists its product as uncharacterized. NCBI's taxonomy places the organism in Eukaryota, Fungi, Kickxellomycota, Kickxellomycetes, Kickxellales, Kickxellaceae. The record is from RefSeq and is a predicted model, not a curated record. The coding region runs from base 230 to 541 and encodes 103 amino acids. The transcript has a single exon.
CCCUCCAUGUGGUUUUGAGUAUUUUUAUUAGCUAUAUAGAUAUUAGCUCGAUAAUAUCGGCCCCUGCUUUUUGUAAGUCGAAUUCAAUGUUUUAUAUAGACAAUAUUGUGUGCCCUGGAAGGCUACAUUGAAUCGCUCGUGACAGGUACUGGUGCUGCUGUUGUUCAAAUAUUCGUCCUCUUCAAUAAAGAUAUCCAAAACAUACUAGUUAUCCAGCUGGGAAUCAGCAAUGUCAGCAGUGUCUGUGGUGUCGGUGGUAUUGGUGGAGUCAGCAGUGUUGACAGUAUUGGUAGUAUCAGCAAUGUUGGUGGUGCUGCCAAACACAUUGUCAAAUGUCCUGACUGGAAUCUGCAUCCCACGUCUUGACGCCGAUUUGCUGAAACCCAAAGAAACCUUCCUUUUGCAUGGGAGCUCGAGCCCACUGCACUUCAGUAAGAAUUCGCAAAAUAUAUUAUUUGUAUUGCGCUCAAAAGAAUCACGAAGGUCUACCCUAAUUGUGAUACAAGGAAAUGCGGCUUGUCUCCGGCGAUUGAUUCAUUAAUCAAUCGCUAAUUAAUUACCUACUUGGAUAUGUGGGAAUUCAUAUGCACAUAUAAAUAAUAAUGAAUAUAAACAGUGGAG